Molecule: messenger RNA, 864 nt
Organism: Sesamum indicum (sesame)
Lineage: Eukaryota; Viridiplantae; Streptophyta; Magnoliopsida; Lamiales; Pedaliaceae
Product: ubiquitin-NEDD8-like protein RUB2
Molecular function (GO): protein binding
Source: RefSeq, a predicted model, not a curated record
UUGAAGAAAGAGAAGAGGCAAAAAACCUGUAGAAAGAGGAGCCGACUUAAUUUCGUGGAUCAUAAUUGGAGAACAGUUGUUGGGUCCGUAAUUCGAUGGCACCAUUGCAAGAAAUCACAACCCCUCUUUAUAAAUAACCCCUUGUUCUUCCAUCUAUGGGCCGUAGAUAGUAAGGCCACAUAAGAAUCUCCGGUUUUGCUGACUAUAUUCAGCUCAACGACAUUCAUAAAUUCAAGCCUAACUCAAACAAGAUGCAGAUCUUCGUCAAGACCCUUACCGGGAAGACGAUCACGCUCGAGGUUGAGAGCAGUGACACCAUCGACAAUGUCAAGGCCAAGAUUCAGGACAAAGAAGGCAUACCUCCAGACCAGCAGAGGCUAAUAUUUGCUGGUAAACAGUUGGAAGAUGGCAGAACCCUGGCGGAUUACAAUAUCCAAAAAGAAUCCACACUUCACCUCGUCCUGAGACUCAGGGGAGGUACUAUGAUCAAGGUUAAGACCCUUACAGGGAAGGAAAUUGAAAUUGAUAUUGAGCCGACGGACACUAUUGACCGGAUUAAGGAAAGGGUUGAGGAGAAAGAGGGUAUUCCUCCGGUGCAGCAAAGGCUUAUUUAUGCUGGCAAGCAGCUUGCAGAUGACAAAACUGCAAAAGACUACAACAUUGAGGGUGGCUCUGUUCUUCACCUGGUCCUCGCUCUGAGGGGCGGCUGUCUUUAGACAGCUACUUAUGCCUGAAAUUUGCAAUAAACUACUUGAACUUGAUGUACUCAAUGGAAAACCAGAAAAUUUGUGCUGAGGACCAGCUUAUGAAUGAAUUCUGGGCAUGACAUUAGAUGUCCUAAAUACUUCCUCCUGAUUUAUGUUC